ACAGUGUUUGUCCUCACUGCGGAAUAGACCCACAGCAGAAGGCGACAACACAAGAUACUGUGCAGGUUAUAUACUCGACAUAAACUGCGUUUUUUCAAAGUGCAAACAUGCAGAUUUUUGUGAAGACACUCACUGGAAAGACCAUCACCCUUGAGGUGGAGCCGAGCGACACCAUCGAGAACGUCAAGGCCAAAAUCCAGGACAAGGAAGGCAUUCCCCCUGACCAGCAGAGGUUGAUCUUUGCCGGCAAGCAGCUUGAAGACGGCCGCACCCUCUCUGACUACAACAUCCAGAAGGAGUCCACCCUCCACCUUGUCCUGCGUCUCCGUGGAGGCAUGCAGAUCUUCGUCAAGACCC
Plectropomus leopardus (leopard coralgrouper) is the source of this 357-nucleotide messenger RNA. It is a transcript of the gene ubb, whose product is annotated as ubiquitin B. Gene Ontology annotation, molecular function: protein binding. The record is from RefSeq and is a predicted model, not a curated record. Lineage: Eukaryota; Metazoa; Chordata; Actinopteri; Perciformes; Serranidae.